AUGGCCCCUGACCUCAACUCCCUUCCUCCUUCUCGAUCAUCGACGUCAUCCCCACUGCAGCAACGCAACUUGCCAUCAUCGACCAUGGAAGGACAGAACAAUAACAAUAACGGGACUUCACAAACAGCCUCACCGCGAUCUUCAAGCGCUGCGCCAAUGAAUAAUAACCAUAAUAAUACCACCGAUCUAUCCCACCGCUCGUCUCUCAGCGGCCAUCGCAGUUCCCCGCACAGUAGCAGACCUUCCAUCUCAGAAAGCCGUCGACGGUCUGGCAUCGGAAUGCAUCUGAAUUUGAACGAGCCACCUGGCGAGGCCCGUGAACAUCGCUCCUCGUCUUUCAGUAAUUACUUUCGUACCGCCAGUCCUGGAAGCUUGGGAGGUAGCCCGAUUAUUGGAACAGGCGACCCUCAUCAUCAGCGGGCGCCGUCGCUUGGAGAGUUGCAUCAGGAGCUUGAACAAGAGCAAGAAGCUCAGGUGACUCAUGCAUUUAAACUAACACCCUUGAAGAAUAGGCUACUCCAGAUGAUCCGGCAACAACAGCUUCAACUCCACCAACUACACCAGCAGCAGCAACAUCAACACGGCCAAGCCGCCGUCAUCGACGACACAACGCCAAGUUCAGAACGCUCCCAAUCAUUCCCUUCCAUACCGCCUCUUCCAACCCCCGGCUCUCGAUCCAUGCAAAUACCUUUAUCACAUUCUCACCGCCGUGGAUCUCGCGCAUCUGAAGCGGCUUCUCCUAAUCUUGCUGCCACGUCUACACAACAUACACCUGCAAUCGACCCCGCCCAUAGUAGCUUCAGCUCGGACUGGUCUGUUUUAGCGACUAACGACCCCGGGGCGGUUCCGACUACCACUGCCCGUCGUAACAGCAGGGACGAGAGCGCUUUCUAUCAGGCGGAAGCUGCUAUGCUCACCCGCGAGAAUCAGAUGCUGCGUAUGCGGAUAAGGGAGCUCGAGCGUCAACUUACCAGUUUAUCUUCGACAGAAAAUACCACUGCCUCUACAGCGGCUAGUGGAAGUACAAAUGUGGGCGGUGAAGCUGACGCGGCUGUUGUUUCGGAGGGAGCAGAAAAGACUUGA
Talaromyces proteolyticus is the source of this 1083-nucleotide messenger RNA. RefSeq lists its product as uncharacterized. Lineage: Eukaryota; Fungi; Ascomycota; Eurotiomycetes; Eurotiales; Trichocomaceae. The transcript has 2 exons. The coding region runs from base 1 to 1083 and encodes 360 amino acids. The record is from RefSeq and is a predicted model, not a curated record.